GGUCGGCGCGUCGCGCUUUGCCGUCCGGCUGGAAACGCUUCCUCAGCCCUUUCUUUCCCCAGCGACCAUGACGGAUCCCUCCAACGCGGCGCCGGCGGGGGAGAAGCGGCCCUUGGGACAACGGCUGCGGAACGGCCGCGUGGCUUUGUGGUUCAAGAGCCUCCUUCACGACUACGCUGAGGCCUGCAAAGAAGUGGUCCAAGGCAUCCGGAACCGUCCAGGACGCGCUGGGCUCUACGCCUCGCUUCUGGCCGGAGCGGUGAGCUGCAGCCUCCGCAGCCCCUGUGACACCUCCUUUGAGUCCAGCUUGCUGGAAGCCUCGGGCGUCCUCCUACUCCUCUCGCCCUGGAACCGCAGCACCACCGCUGAAAGUCAUGUCCAGCGGCUGCUGAAGCUGAAAAACCAGGGCCAGCUGCGCUUCCAGAACCUGCUUUUUUUCUCCCUCAUCUAUGAGGUCCCUUUCGACGAAGGCGCGGACCUUUACCAGGUGCACUGCAAGUAUCUGGAGCCCCGCUGGGCUGAGUUUCCGGGACGCAUCCUUGAUGUGGGCUUCUGGGGGCGCUGGUGGGUUUUGCACUCCAAAAUGCAGGAUUCAGACAUCAAUGAGGAGGAAUUUCGGCAUCUGCCAGAGCAUCUUCGGACAAUUUCUUUUCAUAACUUACACUCAGAAGCCAAUGAGAAACUUUUUGAUGAGAAGUACAAACCUAUUUUUCUGACAGAGGAGCAAACCCAAUAAUCUGAAAGAGAGAAUUGCCUGUUUAGCAUCUCCAUAAAGGUCUGCUAUGAAUUGCCUGUUUUCUUCUAGGAACCUGAUGCUCAUUCUGCUGUUCUUAUAGACAUAUUUAGAUGUGGGCAAAUAAAAACUACCUGUACCUUAAAAAUGGCAAAAAA
Messenger RNA from Anolis sagrei ordinatus, 891 nucleotides. NCBI's taxonomy places the organism in Eukaryota, Metazoa, Chordata, Lepidosauria, Squamata, Anolidae. The record is from RefSeq and is a predicted model, not a curated record.